GGUGACCGUGACCACUGAGAAGAGGUGACUGCUUACGGUGAUGAAAAUCAUAGCGAUUACACAAUUCGAGACUUUGGCAACCGACCGCUAAAUACGGUGCGGCUCGAUUACAGGUUCGAGUGUAAUAUUUUUGAGCUAGUUUUUUUAACAUAACGUGGUCAAUUAUGGCAUAAAAAGGGGAUUUGUAUCGUUUUCUUAAGCAACCCUAAUUCUGUGGAACCGGUGUUGAGUGGUCACCCCGCUGGAGGGACCGCUAAAAUGAAUGCAGUUUCCACGAUCUCACGUUGAUGUUUUCUGACCAUACUUGUUGUGUAUCGCAGGCGAAUCCAGUAAGAGAGAAUAGUUUUGCGAGAAUCUUUCAAGAAUAGUUCCCAGAAGAAACGUGCCUUUCGUGAUGUUCUACCGUCUCAAAAAACGUUGAGCAGAUAAUGAGUACAAGAGCUACAUCAACAGCUUUUUCAGACUUGAUUCUGGCUGCUUGUUCACUGUAUACAGCCUUGAAUGUCCGCGAGAUGUCUGGUUGUGCGGCUUUGGGUAUGGUUUGUGUUGCAAUAGCUGCCUCUCUUGGAGUUCUUAGGUUUGGUGUCGUCUUCCCGAACUUUCAAUCUAAAGUGAUUCGAUUGCAUGAACUGUUCGCAUGGAUUGCUGCAGUUUUAGGUAUUCCUUUUAUUGGAGCAGGAUUUUGUUUUUAUCACCACAAACCUGCCAAUGCCAAGUUUCAUCUGAUGAGUUCUGUCAUUGGUCUUGUCAUUUCGUUUGUCCACAAUCCAGUGGAAGAGAUGUUGACAAAGAUAGUUAGCACUCUGGCUGUGUUGGGAAUAAUUUUUGUGACAUUCAUGAGUUCAAACUUCUAUGCAACUGCUGGAGCUCUUGCUUAUGGAUUAGCAAGUGCAGUUGAGUCCAUCAGUUUUCUUGGUUUGCCUGGUGUUGACUGGUUUCAUUACAUAUUGGCUGGAGGAAAUCUCCUUUUAAUGCAUGGUUUUAUCAAAUAGAACCAUGAAUUGACCAAAAAAAAAACCCAGACAAUAAAGCUGAGGAUUUUAAGCCCGUGAGAAGGAAGCUUCAAUGGAGGACAGGAGAGACACGUUUCCUCAUUUUCAGAUCAAAAGAAAAGGACAUAGCACGAGUAAGGAUAUCAACUUUUGUUGUUCUGUUCUUUCAAAUUCUGACAUGUUUUGCACAACAUCAAAGUUUGUUUGCUGGCUGAACAGACCAUGAUGAGAAAGAGGGACUACUCCUUGUCAACUGACACUAGUUAUCACUAUGAAUGAAUUAGAGAGCCUAUAAAAAUUAUGUACUUAAUUUUUAGCAAAUUUUAUUCAAAGCAAGACCUCAGCAACUCCAGUAUAGUGUAAUUCCUCUGUGAUCUGUACCUCCACACUCUUCCUAAAACAAAAUACUGGUAGCAUAUAUGUGCACGAUCCUUUGCAGUAAAGCACUAUUUAAGUAAGCAAUAGUGAAAAUCAGACCUGAAAAAAAUUC
Messenger RNA from Stylophora pistillata, 1482 nucleotides. RefSeq lists its product as uncharacterized. The record is from RefSeq and is a predicted model, not a curated record. Lineage: Eukaryota; Metazoa; Cnidaria; Anthozoa; Scleractinia; Pocilloporidae.